AUUAUUAUUAUUUAGAAAGAAGCAGAUUAUUCUUUGGAUGUCUUUUAUCAAUAUAUUGAGAAUGAAAAGAUAGCUAAGAAAAUGAAAAGUUUGAAUCAUGUUCGAAACUUGUAUGAACGUGCAGUUGCUAUCUAUUGUACUGACGUUGGGUUAUGGGAAGAUUAUAUUUGUUUUAUGAUGGAAAGUGCUCAUGUUUUAGUGUUUUUGAAACCUAUUGCUCUUCGUGCGGUACGUAAUUGUCCUUGGUCUGGCGCAUUAUGGGCUCAUUUGGCACGAUUUAUGGAAUCCUCCGGUAGUCCUAUGGAAGAAGUGAUUGGUAUUUUUGAUCGUGCUAUUUCUAACAAAGCAUUAUUAGCAAGUCUUGAAGAUUUGGUGACACUUAUGAUGGCAAAAUGUGCACAUGCACGAAGACAAGUGGACUGGGAACAAGUUGAUGAAGAUUCAGUGAGCUAUCUGCGACUCACCUUCCAAGAAGCUUUAAUGUACAUUGACGAAUCUUUCCCGGAGACUGGUGAUCCUUAUUAUCGUAUUGAAAAGUACUGGGCAAUGAUAGAGGGCAAACGAUUAGGUGAUAUUGAACGGGCAAGAGAAAUUUGGGAUGGUGUUAUCAAAAAACAUGGUCGUAAUGCUGAAGCUUGGCUCAACUACAUCGAAUUAGAAAGAUCACUUGGAAAUAUACAUCGAUGUACCUCUCUUUUCAAACAAGCUGUUGCCAAGAAUCUGGACUACCCAGACCGAUUACUCAAUAUAUGGUUAUCAAUGGAAUAUGAAGAAGGCUCUGUAGAAUCAUUGGAAGAUUGUUUUGUGCGGAUCAAUAAGAAAUCCAAAGUGUUGACAAGGGAAUGGCAGGCUGCCCUUGCACAACAAGAAGCAAUGGAGGAAGAAAAGAAACAAAAAGAAAUCAAUCAAAAGAUCAAGAAAAGUGCACAUAGACGGAAGCAAAAGGAUUCAAAGAAGGAAGCAACCAUGACAACACAAGGAAAGAAACGAAGACUCUCCUCGACAGAUGAUGAAAAAGAUACGAUGGAUCACAGUAUGAAGAAAGCCAAGGCACAGGAUCAACAAUCAUCUACGACCAAGGAUGAAAAUGAUGGAUUCAAAAAGCCAGCAUUUACACCAAGGAAUCGUGGUGGUCGGGGACGUGGUCGUCGAGGUGGAAGAGUAGCAUUAGGAGGAUCUGGAGUCCAACAACGACAACAAGAUACAACACAAACAUCAUCAACAGAACCUCGUAGUAAUGAAGAUUUCAGGGCCAUGCUUUUAGCAGGAAGAAAAUGAAAUUAUAGUUAAUAUUUUUAAUUUAAAUGAUGAUCAAUAAAUAUGUAUUGUUUGAAAAAAAAACAUUUUUAGUUUAUCGAUUUGACUUUUUAGCUUUCUAUGACAAA
Messenger RNA from Halteromyces radiatus, 1385 nucleotides. RefSeq lists its product as uncharacterized. Gene Ontology annotation, biological process: RNA processing. The record is from RefSeq and is a predicted model, not a curated record. The coding region runs from base 82 to 1278 and encodes 398 amino acids. The transcript is spliced from 10 exons. Lineage: Eukaryota; Fungi; Mucoromycota; Mucoromycetes; Mucorales; Cunninghamellaceae. Gene Ontology annotation, molecular function: protein binding.